Messenger RNA from Psylliodes chrysocephalus, 1236 nucleotides. The record is from the annotation of a GenBank genome assembly. Lineage: Eukaryota; Metazoa; Arthropoda; Insecta; Coleoptera; Chrysomelidae.
GUGAGAGUCCUGAAGCACACCUAACGGUAUUAUUACAAAAUUUUAUUAGACAAUUCGUGAAUUGAAAAUAAAGCUAUGCGACAUGGUCAUUUAAAUACCAUAUCAAAUAAAGAUACAUUCAAUAAGUAUGCAAGUAACAAAUACGUAUAUUAUCGGUUUAUUUGGCAUCCACUAAGUACCUAAGUAACAUCUAAGCAUGAUUUUCGUUACAAAUAGUUUGUCUCCAAAGUAAACAUUACGUAACAAAAGUGGCAAGAGCAGAAAACCGCAAGAGUGAAAGCUAAUACGCUAUGCACCCGUAACUCGCUUGCAAAUAGUGAUCGACCGAACCCUGUAACCAAAACAUGGUGCUUUACGAGCUACUUCUUUUUUGCGUGGUGAAUUCAGUACCCUCGGCAUACGCAUAUUUGGAUAAGCAACCCCAUUAUGUUAAAACUUGCAUGAUUAAACAACCCAAAGAAAUUUUUAUAAAUUGUUCAACAACUUCCGUACAAGGACUCUUUAAUGAAAUACCAAAGGGAGUACCAGAAAUUGGUUUGCAGGUGUUGGAUCCUCUGGAAGUUCCUGUUUUAAAUAUACUUCAAGGAGGAGGAGGACCAGUUACAGUAAAUGCGUCUUUAUCUAAUGUCAAGGUAUUGGGAUUUGGAAACACUAAAAUCCUCUAUAAUAGCGUAGAUCCUAUCACUUAUGAUUUUUACACGAAAUUGUCCUUGCCUAGGCUGAGGAUAGAUGGUUAUUAUGAACUUUUAGGACGAAUUCUAGUUAUUCCUUUGAGAGGAAAAGGAUCGUGUUGGUUUGAUGCCAAAAACUUGGAUAUCAACGUGAAAAGUGACGUAAUAAUGGAAAAGCACGACGGCUUCCACUUUUUCAACGUGACGAAGGUCCACGUGAAAUUCAGUAUAGGUGGUCUUAAAUUACACAUGGGUAACCUGUUCGACGGAAUCAAAGCUUUAGAGGAUUCAACGAACGCUUACCUUAACGCCAACUGGAGGCCAGUAGCCGAAUCACUUAACCCGAUUUUAUCAAAAACUAUCGAAGACAUCAUGCUGGACAUUUUGCAAAAAGUUUUUGAUAACAUACCAGCUAAUUUCUUUUUAGGAGAUUUAGAUCUAGAUUAACCUUAAUUUAACAAGGAAAUUUACCAAAAUUUAAACAGAAUUAUAUUUAAAAUCGAUGCGAUUGGUCUAUGGUUCAAUUUAAUGAACACUUUUGUUAUAAAAAAUAAAAAUCUUUACC